Mastomys coucha (southern multimammate mouse) is the source of this 2628-nucleotide messenger RNA. RefSeq names its product tuftelin 1 (gene Tuft1). The record is from RefSeq and is a predicted model, not a curated record. Gene Ontology annotation, biological process: intracellular signal transduction. Gene Ontology annotation, cellular component: intracellular anatomical structure; I band. The transcript is spliced from 13 exons. The coding region runs from base 74 to 1246 and encodes 390 amino acids. Lineage: Eukaryota; Metazoa; Chordata; Mammalia; Rodentia; Muridae.
GGUUCUGUGUGCGCCCGCCCAGUUUCCUCGGGACCUCCGAGUUGAGGACGCUCGUGGCGACCUCCGCGUGAAAAUGAACGGGACGCGGAACUGGUGUACCUUGGUGGACGUGCACCCGGAGAGCCAGACCGCGGGCAGCGUGGACAUUCUCAGGCUGACUCUCCAGAGUGAACUGACAGGAGAUGAACUUGAGCACAUAGCCCAGAAGGCGGGCAGGAAGACCUAUGCCAUGGUGUCUGGCCACGCCUCAGGUCAUUCUCUGGCUUCAGAACUGGUGGAGUCCCAUGAUGGCCAUGAAGAGAUCAUUAAGGUGUACUUGAAAGGGAGGUCUGGGGACAAGAUGAUCCACGAGAAGAACAUCGACCAGCUCAAGAGUGAGGUCCAGUACAUCCAGGAGGCCAGGAACUGCCUGCAGAAGCUUCGGGAGGACAUAAGUAGCAAGCUUGACAGGAGCCCAGGAGACCCUCUGCAUCAGCAGGAGAUACAGGUGGUACUAGAAAAGCCAAAUGGCUUUAGUCAGAGUCCCAUGACUCUCUACAGUAGCCCAUCUGAGGUGGACGCCAGCAUGAGUGAAGAUGUUGAGAGCUUGAAGAAGACCGUGCAGGAGUUGCUUGCCAAGCUGCGGGAGGCCGAGCAGCGACACCAGUCAGACCGUGUGGCUUUUGAGGUCACCCUCAGCCGGUAUCAGCGAGAAGCAGAACAAAGUAAUGUGGCCCUUCAGAGAGAAGAGGACAGAGUGGAACAGAAAGCGGCAGAAAUCGGGGAGCUGCAGAGGCGCUUGCUGGGGAUGGAGGCGGAGCAUCAGGCCUUACUGGUGAAAGUCAGGGAAGGAGAGAUGGCCCUAGAAGAUCUUCGGAUCAAGAGCGCUGACUGUCAAGCAGAAAGAGAAAAGUCUGCUGCUCUAGAAAAGGAAGUGGCUGGGUUUCGGGAGAAGAUCCACCACUUGGAUGACAUGCUGAAGAGCCAGCAGCGGAAAGUUCGGCAGAUGAUAGAGCAGCUCCAGAAUUCUAAAGCUGUGAUCCAGUCAAAGGAUGCCACCAUUCAAGAGCUCAAGGAGAAAAUUGCCUACUUGGAGGCUGAGAACUUAGAGAUGCAUGACCGCAUGGAACAUCUCAUAGAGAAGCAGGUCAGUCACGGAAACUUCAGCACACAGACCCGUGCCAAGACAGAGAACCUGGGCAGUGUCAGGAUAUCGAAGCCCCCCAGCCCUAAGCCUAUGCCUCUCAUCCGAGUGGUGGAAACCUGAGCUGCCAGGAGAUGGACGCUGCCAUCGCUGUUGCCUCGGUCCUACAGAGAAGCCCUCCACCCCUGUAGGCGGUUGAUACUGACUCUGACUUCCUGACUACCCUGGUGGCCCCAGGUCUUGGGCUCUUGCCCCAGGCUCCUGUCCUCUGCUGGCUGGCAGAUGGGUCAGGAGCGCCUGUCUCCUCGGGACACUGCAGACCUUGGGAAGACAGUCUCCUGUUAGCAGGAACGGAGCAAUAUCUUUAUUCUCAGUUAGUGUUUUUCCAUGUAAGAGAGCCUCCCUGCUGUGUGCACUGGAAUCUAGCUGCCCGAAAGCCAGGCCCUCAUUAAGUCCAGAGAAGUGACAAAAUUUGUCUCAGCCCAAAAAGCUAGAAGCACAGAUGUACAGUGACUGGAGUAUGCGUGUCCUUGGGGGAUGAAGUUCCUUCUGCAAACACAGCUCAGUUCUUAGUAACAAACUGUUUGUUUUUCCACUUGGCUCCACCCUUGUGCCAUGCUGACCGGGGCUGUCUCCAGGCAGUCAGUGGGGGCUCGUUAGCCAGGCCUGGUCUUAGCCAAGGAACCUUGCCUAGUAGAUAGCCUUGCCCUUUUGGGGACACAGGAAUGUACAUUCAGGCAGCAGUUUAUAGUAGGAAGAUUCUCUAGGGCUACAAAUAGUUCAUGGAAGCUCCCCAUCUGUGGGUUUUCCCCUGCGGUGUCCUGAGAGGCACACCUCAGUCUUCCUAACCCAGAGCUGGGAACCGUCUCCUCUGUCAGUCUCAGCAAAACUGCUACUAUAUUUAUUUUGCUAAGUUAUUGCUGGUUUGGCUUACAUCUCAUAACUGAUUUAGUACCAGUGUUCUGCAGCCUUCUGCCGAGGUGUUUGGGUUUACCUGGACGUGGGGAAAGUAUUCUGGUUGGCCUGGUUGGUUUCACAGUGUGGUACUAACUCCCCAUGCCAUCCCUCUAGCUGCUGCUUUUCCGUUCUUUCUCCAGGGCCGACUUGUAACUCAGGAGGCUAGUGUCUGUCCCGGAGCGUGUGCUGUCUGGGGAAUAGGGCAGUCGGGAUUGUUUGGGAGACAGAGGUUCUUCUAAUCUCUCUGAACACUUACUUCUACCCAUAACGGCCUCUAUCCCAGCCCUGAAUGACCCUGCAGCUCGUGGUGUUCCCUAUAGUGUGGUCUAGUAGCCUCAAGAGUAUUCUACUUGGCUCACAACUAGAAGCGUUAAGUCUGUGUGUUUCAAUGUCAGGACUAGGCCCAGAGCCUGGCUUUGUCUGUACAGUGUCCUGAGACUUCAGGCAGAAUGAGGGGGUUGUAGAGGAUCUCCAUGCCCCUUCAAGUUCUUUUCCUGUCUGUGACACAGUCUUUGUAUGGCAACUUUAAUAAAUUAUGCUAACAUGUC